CAGGGCUGCAGUGGGCAGCUAUGUUGGAGAGGGGUGCUGGGGCUGCCCCAGCCAGACGGUUGCUGAUCUGGUCUCUGCCCUGCAGGGGCUUCCACCACAACAUCAGCUGGGAUGCCCGGGGCCUGGGCUUCACAGCUGGGGUGCUCCCUGCUCCACCACCCCUCCCCAGCUGCCUCCAGCCUGUCCCCCGGGGAAUUGCAGCCGUGCCCCAGAACCAGCUCUCGCUCCUGCCCCCUGUUCUGGAGGCUGUGUGCAAUGACAGCAUCCCUGGGCUGCCAGGUGUCUCCAACUUCACCGUCUACCUCUACUGCAACCUCUUUAACAGCUCCCGGGGCUCCAGCCAGCGCCCAGAGGACCUGGGGGCUGCCUGCUCCAACGCAGCCUGGUACCUCUCCAUGGGUGAGGGGGGCUUGGCAUGGGCCCGGGCCUGCCGGGAGCACUACCCUGCCCAGUUCAACAGCACUGUCUGCAGCAACACCUCCCUGAGGGAGACCCCUGGGCCCCAGCAGGUCUUGCUGGAGCAGCUCUGUGCUGACCUGGCUGGGCCCCGCAGCUGCAGUGCCUGCAUACGCUGGGAGGACGCCUGGAGCUGCUUCCUGGGAAGCCCCAUGCUCUGGGAUGCCCGGCUCUGUGGCAGCAGGAGCUGUGAGUUGCUGCCCGCUGACCCCUGGGCCUCGCUCUCCCAGCUGUGUGGUGGUCCCCAGCCCCGGGCACAGAUGCCCGGUGUCUCAGAGCCCGGGGGCGCAGACCCUUGCUCCUUCGGGGGCCAGAGCCUGUGGGCAUGGGGGAGCACUGGUCUCUUGGAAUUGUGCAGGACUGUGUGUCCCUGCUGCUUCCAGGAGCUGGUGUGCACCAAUGCCUCCCUCCUGCAGCUGCUGGGGCAUCCCCAGCCUGUGGUCGGGGCACGCUGCCAGGGUGCCCUGCCCAGUGGACGCUGCCUGCUGCAGCAGCUCCUGGCACUCCUGCCCAUGCCCCGCAGGCUGGAUGCUGUGGAGCUCUGCCCAGACCUGGCUGCCUACCUGCUGGGGUUGGCCUUGCAGCUGCCGCGGUGCCAGGAGGAGGCUCCAGGCUGGGCCCCCCACGUGAACUACCUCCUGCGCCUGCUUGACCGCAGCCUGACCGCCUCCAGACGAGAGGAGGCUGGGCAGGUGGCCAGGGAGCAGCUGAGCGAGGCCAUCCUCCUCUCCAGCCUCCUGGACAACACCUCCUUCUGGGGCUUGCUGGGGGCGAAUUCAUCUGCAGGCAUCCUGCGAGCCGUGGGCCAGUACCUGGGGUGGGAGCGCAGGGUCCCGGCCAAGAGGGAGCUGCUGAGCUGCUUUAGCGCGGUGCUCUGGGACCUGCUCCAGGACAGCGAGGGUGUGCCUGCCUUGGAGAUCCUGGCGCAGGAGUACCUGCGGAUGCCAGAGGAGAGCUUCCAGGGGCUGCUGCAUGCGGUGGGGCCCGAGGCUGUGCAGCGCUUCCUGGCCCUGCUGCACCGCGCCUGGCACCGGCUGCGUGGCAAGGUGCCAUCGCCUGUGUCCGGGGAGGAUGCACUGCCGUCGCUGGCUGUGCUGCUGCUCCGCAGAUUGCCCCAUCUCACCCCGCAGCUGUUUGUCGGUCUGUCGCAGUUCAUCCCCUUCAUGGCCGUGACUGACAUUGCAAGGCUCCCCCCAGCCCUCCUGGCCAACGAAAGCGUCCUUGCUGCUCUGCGGACUCACAGCGCGCGCCUGACGCAGGGGCAGAAGGCUGCCUUUGCCAGGCGCCUGCUGCAAGUCCCCUGCCUCGGGGCCGUGCCCACAUGGCCCCUUGGCUUCCUCCAUGCUGUCCUGCCGCUGCUGCCCCACUUGCCGCUGCGCUGCUUCCUGCAGCUCACGCCCCAGCAGGUGGGAUGUCUGGUCAGGAAGCCUGAGCCGAGUUCACCUUUGCCUGUGCAGAUCUGGGGGCUGGGGGAUGGCUGGCAGCUGCUGCGGCUGGGGCUGGUGCAGGGCCGCCACGUGGCAGGCAGCCUGGCGAACCGGAGCCGCGCGGCUGGCACCGAGCUGGGGCGCAGGCUGGGGGCCCUUGCCUGCUUCCUGAGCCCCGAGGAGCUGCAGGACCUGGAGUGGCUGCAGGAUGCCCGGGGGGCAGUGGAGCAGAGCCUGCUGGCGUGUGCAGCCGCAGGGACCCUUCGGCAGCACGGGCGGGUCAUGCUCGCGCUGGCAGACUUGCUGCGCUCCACCAACCUGGCCAUGGUGAGCCCUGGGGAGCUGCCAGCAUGGAGGGGCGUCCUCCCUGAGAUGGGAGUGGGCUUCCUGGAGCACCUGUCAGCUGCCCAGCUGAACUCCCUCCUGCUCCAGCUGCAGCCGACGCAGCUGACGCGUGCCCAGGCAUCCUUCCUGCUCACAUGGGCUCUCCAGAGGGACAACGUGACGGCAGGGGAAGCAUCCUGGAUGUGUCCCCUGCUGCCAGGCCUGGGACCCACGUCACUGACAGCUGUGCUGGCCCCUCUCCGGGUCCAAGGCUGUGCAUGCCUGGGGCCAGCCCUACCCCUGCUCUUGGCAGCACAGACGGCAUCCCUGCUGCAGGCUCUGCAGCCCCUGGACAGCUGGGCUCACUGCCUGCUGCCUCUGCUGCCCCUCCAGCUCCUGCGUCCCAGCGCCCAGGCUCUGCACGGGGCUCUGCGGGACCCCAACCUGCCCUGGUCUCCGCAGCAGGUCAGAGGCCAGGCGCAGGGCUGUGGGGGAAGGUGCUGCACCCCUGUGCCUCCCACCACUGCCCCCCAACAGGCCCAGCUCCUCUGGAUGGAGGUGGGAGCCGGCACUAACCACAGCCACCGCACUGCUGGUGCCCUGGGCUCACUGGUGGUGGGCAUGAGCUGUGCCGAGCUGCAGGAGCCGGGCCGGGAGGAUUUCCUGGGGGCUCUCCGGACCCUCUACGUGCAGCCUCGCUCCCUGCCUGCCAGCCUGGUAAGGAGGAGGCUCCAAGAUCCCCAAGGCUCGCGGGCAGCCUGUCCCUGUCCUGCGCUCACAGCACGGUGUCCCCAGCGGCGCUGCGUGCAGGAGGAGGUGCUCAGACGUCCUGCGCUCUCCGAGGAGGAGCUGGCAUGGCUGGGACCUCGGUUCCUCAUGGAGUUACCGGCGAAGCUGGUGGAGAUGCUACCUGAUGCUGUGGUGCAGCUGGUCCUGGACCACGUGACCCGUGAACCCCACAGCCUGCUGGCCUUGCCGGCCACCCGCCGGGCAGCCCUGGCCCGCAGGGCCCUGCGCUCCCUGCACCUCCCAGCAGGGGUGGAGCUUGGUGGGGAAGACCUGGACCAGCUGGGACCACUGGUGGGGUUCCUGGACCGGGAGAGCGUGGCCCGCAUCCAGCCUGAGAGCCUGCUGCCGCGGCUGGGGGACCUGCAGGGCACCUGCCUGGCCAGGGAAGCAGCCGCUGAGCUGGGGCGGCUGCUGCUGUCGGAGCAGGCGCUGGGGCCUCCCCCUGGCUGGCACCUGCCCACCCUGCAGCAGCUGGGGCACCUGGUCUUCCUGCUGCCCCUCGAGAGCCUGCGUGCCAUCCCCCGGGACUUACUGAGCAGAGACACAGUGGAGCAGCUGCUGCAGAGCCAGCGGGACUGGGAGCAGAGUGAGCUGGGACAUCUCUGUCACCCCCUGGGCAGCCUGGAUGAGGACCCCAGCCCACAAGAAGUGCUGGUGGCCCCACUGGUGGCAGCUGCCAGGCCAGGGGACCGAGGUGAGACUGUGGACUCCCCUUCCCAGCUCUGUCCCCACUGGUGCACCUCCUGUCCCUGGUGCCCUCCCAGCACUCUGUCCACACACUUGGUGCUCCUGGUGCCCAGUGUCCCCAUGAUGUCCCCUCCCCAGGCUGGCCCUGUGUCCCCAUGUCCUCAUGCCAUCUCCUCCCCAGUUGGUGUGUCCCCCUCAUGCACGCUGCAGUGGGUGCUGUGGGGGCCCUGGGGCUGGGGCCAGCCCGCUCAGGCUGGCUCUGCAGCCCCCGUGCCCAGCUGUGCCGAUGUGCGUGCCACCUUCCCCGCGGCGUGGAGCGCAGCCCAGCUGGCCGCCAUGGCCCCCCAGCAGCUGGAGAGCUGCCUGGGGCUGCUCAGCCAGGACCCUGCACUGCGCCCUGACCAGCUCCGGGCUGCCCUGGGCCAGGCCUGGCGGGUGAGGGGGAACAUGGGUGGGGUUGGGGGGGACAUGGGCGGCUGUGCUGGUGGGGGUGGUGGGGCUCUGCUGGGCUGGGCUGGCCCUGGUGGGGAGAUGCUGGAUGCAGGGAGCUGUGCUGGCGCGGUGGUGGGGGAACGUCCUUGGGGGGCCUCCGAGGGGCUGUCUGUGGGAGGGCUGUGCUGGCCUUGUGGGGGUUGUCCUUGGGGAGGGCUGUGGUGGCCUUGGGGUCUGGCUGUGGGUGGCUGUGCUCACCUUGGGGGGCUGCCCGUGGGGAGCUGUGCGGGUGCUGCCUGGCGGCGCUGGGCUGGGGGCUGCCGGCAGCUGGUGAAGCUGCUGGUGCCACAGCUGUGGGGCAGUGCCUGGGCGCUGGAGCCAGCCCAGACGCUGCGCCUGGGCCGGCUGGCCACCCAGCUGCGUGAGCCGGAGCUGCGGGAGCUGCGGCUGCCGGACUGGGGGGCCCUCUCUGCCCUGGGGGAGCUGGACAGCUGGUCACAGGGACAGAUGCGGGCUGUGGUCUCUGCUUUCCUGCGGCAGCGCAGGGCGAGCGCUCAGGACCUGGGGCUGCCUGAGCUGGUAGCACUGGGGCACCUGCUUUGUGGGCUGCCGGUGGCUGAGCUGCAGGGCCUGGACAGCCGGGAGCUCAGCAAAGCUGCCCCUUUCCUGGGCUCGCUGAGCCUGCGCUGCACAGAGCAGCAGGCUGAGGUGCUGGCCACCCACUUGACCUCCAACGCUGCCUUCGGACCAGCUGCUGCUUGGGGACCUGAAAUCUUCACGGAGAUCGGGACGUUGGCAGCUGGGCUCCCCGACAUCGUCCUCUCUGCACUGGUCCCCGAGCAGAUUUGGGCGCUUACACCCCGGGCCAUCUCUGCGGUGCCGGCACCCAAGUUCGCAGUGGUGUUUGGCCCCACGCAGCUGCGCACCCUCUCCAGCGCUCAGGCUGUGGCUGUCACCCCACAGCAGCGCCGGUGGCUCGGCAGUGCCCAGCGCCAGGCCCUGGCCAGUGCCCAGUGUGAGGGAGAGGCUCCCCAGGAUGGCCAAGGCAGGAGCAGUGCCAGGCCCCAGGCUGGCUUCACCUUGGCUCUCCUCCUCUGUCUGCCCCGCUGCUUUCUGUGA
Molecule: messenger RNA, 5234 nt
Organism: Falco peregrinus (peregrine falcon)
Lineage: Eukaryota; Metazoa; Chordata; Aves; Falconiformes; Falconidae
Gene: STRC
Product: stereocilin
Exons: 20
Coding region: 21-5234 (1737 amino acids)
Biological process (GO): cell-matrix adhesion
Cellular component (GO): cell surface; stereocilium tip; kinocilium
Source: RefSeq, a predicted model, not a curated record